AUGCCGCCCACUACACGAGCACGGACUAUUCGAGAAGCUACUGCUACGAGCGCAGAGCCCCAUCAUACAAUUGCUAGCGCGGACCAGAUCGAAGGGUGUAUUCAACAACGACGAUCAACAGAAUCGAAAAAGAGCUCGAAAUCCUCUUUGCGAAGCAAAUAUCCUGACACUCCACCACGAUUCGUGAUUGAUCUGUCUUUGCCUCCUGAGCAAAGAUAUCUGGAAGUAUGCGCAGCUUUCCAGCAGGAGAUCAGUGAUCUCACGCCGUUGUUCGAUGAGGUUGUCGGAGGUAUGCUACAGGCAGUGCCUUUGAAAUGGCUACACCGCGCUUGUCGCUUGCUCCUGCGAGGAGUGUAUGAUUCGGAAGAGAAUAAAGAGCUCAAGGGUAUUAGCAAGGCAACAGGAGUCGCGAUAUACUUGCUGGUGUGCUUCAAUGUGCUGCUUGACCUGUUCAUGGGGUGCAGCUCGGGUGGUGCUGCUAUACGAGAUGGCGAUACAGGUGUCAAGAUGCUGCAUUUUCGGACUCUAGACUGGGGCAUGCCAUCUCUGAGGAAGAUCGUCGUUCAGCUUGACUUCGUCACGCAAGAGGGCGGACCUGUCGUGGCCUCAAGCCUGACUUAUGCUGGGUAUGUGGGCGUGCUGACUGGAGUCAAAAAGGAUCUCAGUCUUAGCUUGAACUUUCGUCCUAAUCGACUGGAGAAGGGAAAGUGGAUUGCCGACGCCAAAUACUAUUGGCAUCUGGCAAUGGUCCUGCUUGGUCGAAGGCGGAGCAUUUCCAGCGAGCUAAGACGGUUUCUGUUGCCGAAGCCAACGAAGCACGAUGCGAAAGAGAAAGAGAAGGAAGUGCCUUGGAGCUCGCCUAAAUAUACCGAGAUUGUUGAGGAGGUCAAGUGUAGUGGCAGAAAGCCUAUGAAGACAACUGCAUGUUAUUUGUGCUUUAGCAACGGACAGGAGACGACAGUGUUCGAGAAGGACUACAGGACUGCCGUGUUCAGAUCAAGCAAUGAGCUGAUUGUAAUCACCAACAACGACCUAGAAGCAGAGUCGGCCAACAGUACUUCAGGAGAGCAGACAUCUCAAUAUGUAGGAGCAUUGCAGGAGAUUCUGGACGAAGCACAGGAUCGAAGGAAGUGUGCUGGAGAUAAUUACAACGCAAUGAAAGCAGACGCAGCAAAGCGGCAUCGAUCGGCAGUAUUGGAGGGCGACGAUUCGUCGAGACUGCUUGAUGUCGAGCAUAUUGUGAGACUGGUGCAGAUGUACCCCACGACAAACGAAGAGACACACUUUGCAUGUGUUAUGGAUCCCAAACAGGGCACAGCAGUGUGGUGUAGGCGCUGGGUGAAGCCGAUCUCACAGGCAUGGAUUGCAGAGCAUUGGAGUCCUACAAGUACGUGGUAG
Messenger RNA from Pseudocercospora fijiensis CIRAD86, 1398 nucleotides. RefSeq lists its product as uncharacterized. Gene Ontology annotation, molecular function: hydrolase activity, acting on carbon-nitrogen (but not peptide) bonds. The transcript has a single exon. The record is from RefSeq and is a predicted model, not a curated record. Lineage: Eukaryota; Fungi; Ascomycota; Dothideomycetes; Mycosphaerellales; Mycosphaerellaceae. The coding region runs from base 1 to 1398 and encodes 465 amino acids.